Molecule: messenger RNA, 2110 nt
Organism: Protobothrops mucrosquamatus (brown spotted pit viper)
Lineage: Eukaryota; Metazoa; Chordata; Lepidosauria; Squamata; Viperidae
Gene: PPWD1
Product: peptidylprolyl isomerase domain and WD repeat containing 1
Exons: 11
Coding region: 6-1934 (642 amino acids)
Biological process (GO): protein peptidyl-prolyl isomerization
Molecular function (GO): protein binding; peptidyl-prolyl cis-trans isomerase activity
Source: RefSeq, a predicted model, not a curated record
GCAACAUGGCGUCGGCCGAAUGUGUUCGCAAAAGAAGGGCUCGAGAAGAAGAAAAGGAGGAAGAGAAGGAAGAAGAGGAGAAGGAGGUGGCUGAAAAACAUGAAGGGGCUGAGGAGGAAGGAGACAAAGACCAAGAGCGUUGGGUUGGGCCCCUACCUGGGGAGGCUGUGCAGGCGAAAAAGAGAAGAGUUCUUGAGUUUGAACGUGUCUACCUUGAUAAUCUUCCCAGUGCUUCAAUGUAUGAGCGUAGUUAUAUGCACAGAGACGUCAUCACUCAUGUAGUAUGUUCUAAAACAGAUUUCAUAAUAACAGCCAGCCAUGAUGGACAUGUUAAAUUCUGGAAGAAGGUAGAAGAAGGAAUUGAAUUUGUUAAACAUUUUCGUAGCCAUUUAGGUGUUAUCGAAGGCAUUGCAACUAGCUCAGAAGGAGCGCUGUUUUGCUCUGUUGGGGAUGAUAAAGCAAUGAAAGUUUUUGAUGUGGUGAACUUUGACAUGAUCAACAUGUUGAAACUUGGCUAUCAUCCGGGCCAGUGUGAAUGGGUCUACUGCCCAGGAGAUGCUAUCUCUUCAGUUGCAGCCUCUGAGAAGAGUACUGGAAAAAUAUUUAUAUAUGAUGGUCGAGGCAAUAACCAGCCACUUCAUGUUUUUGAUAAACUACAUACAUCCCCUCUUACUCAGAUACAACUGAAUUCUGUUUUUAAAAUCAUAGUAUCUUCUGACAAGUCUGGAAUGAUUGAAUAUUGGACUGGUCCUUCUCAUGAAUAUAAAUUUCCUAAAAAUGUGAACUGGGAGUAUAAAACAGACACCGAUUUAUAUGAAUUUGCUAAAUGUAAAGCCUAUCUAACCAGUAUGAGUUUUUCCCCUGAUGGCAAAAAAAUGGCUACUAUUGGCUCUGACAGAAAAGUCCGGAUUUUCAGAUUCUUAACAGGGAAACUUAUGCGAAUCUUUGAUGAAUCUUUGAGUAUGUUUACUGAGCUACAGCAGAUGAGACAGCAACUACCUGAUAUGGAAUUUGGACGACGUAUGGCUGUGGAGAGGGAAUUGGAAAAGGUGGAUGCUGUAAGGUUAAUUAACAUUAUUUUUGAUGAAACUGGACAUUUUGUGCUCUAUGGGACAAUGUUAGGAAUUAAAGUUAUCAACGUGGAAACAAAUCGAUGUGUGAGAAUCCUAGGUAAACAGGAGAAUAUCAGAGUUAUGCAACUGGCUCUGUUCCAGGGAGUGGCAAAGAAACAUCGUGCUGCUGUUACCGUUGAAAUGAAAGCAUCUGACAAUCCAGUUCUCCAGAACAUCCAAGCAGAUCCAACAAUAAUCUGUACUGCCUUUAAAAAGAAUAGAUUUUAUGUGUUUACUAAACGUGAACCAGAAGAUACCAAGAGUGCAGAUUCUGAUAGAGACGUGUUCAAUGAGAAACCAUCUAAAGAAGAAGUCAUGGCAGCCACUCAAGCUGAAGGGCCCAAAAGAGUUUCUGACAGUGCCAUUAUCCAUACAAGCAUGGGAGACAUUCAUGUGAAGCUGUUUCCUGUUGAAUGCCCCAAAACAGUAGAAAACUUCUGUGUACACAGUAGGAAUGGUUACUAUAAUGGCCAUACCUUUCACCGGAUCAUAAAGGGUUUUAUGAUUCAGACUGGUGAUCCUACUGGCACUGGCAUGGGAGGUGAAAGCAUCUGGGGUGGAGAAUUUGAAGAUGAGUUCCACGCAACUUUACGACAUGAUAGGCCAUAUACUCUUAGUAUGGCCAAUGCAGGACCAAACACCAAUGGCUCACAAUUCUUUGUAACAGUAGUACCAACACCAUGGCUGGAUAAUAAGCACAGCGUAUUUGGAAGAGUAACUAAAGGAAUGGAAGUUGUUCAGAGAAUUUCAAAUGUGAAAGUUAAUCCCAAAACAGAUAAACCCUACGAAGAUGUAAGCAUUAUUAAUAUCACUGUGAAAUAAUAGUAAUAUUAAUUUAAAAAACACCUCAGGGACUUCAGCUAUAUGGAAAUCUAAGUAUUUCUGGUAUAAAACAGAACAAAUUUCAGUCAUCUCUUCAAAAUGCUCUGAAAAAUAUUUUUUAUGUUUUUAAUAAAGAUAAAAAACCAACCAUAUUAAAAUGAUCAUAUUUUGUUUCC